GACCAGGGAUACUCGGCACACUAUAAGAGGGAAACCACCACCAGGACACCAGCAUGUCUCUGUAACUUUAAGAGGGCUCCAAAUGUCCGUCCGGCUGCAGGAUUCAGGGUCUGAUGGACAAGUUUGACCACACCUCGCUGAAGAAGAUCGAGAAGAUCCGCAGCCUCCUGGAUCAGAACAAGGUCAAGCACCGCUCCGCCGACCAGGUGUCCAAACAGACCUACGACUACCUGAAGGACAAGCUCCUGAUCGAUGCUAGUGGGAACAACAACUACUACGACCUGGCCACGAAUCUCCGUACGAGAAUCACAGACAUGAAGAUCAAGAUCGACAGACAGCUGAGGGUCUUGGCCGGUCUGAAGGACCGCGUCAAAGACCAGGUGGUCGAGAUGCAGAGACUGGAGGUGGACAUUGAUAUCAAGCUGCGCUCCUGCAAAGGAUCCUGCUUGGGCUACUCUGAGCACCAGGUGGACAAGGAGAGCUACGUGGCACUGGAAAAACAGGUUGGACAGCUGGACAACAAGGCCCCUCAGGAGUCUGUCGGGACACUGUACGUGAUGAAGAGUAAGCCGCUGCAGGGGAUCUUAGUGGACAGCAUCUACAAGUCCAAGGACACUACAGGGCAGGAGCAACUAAAAUUGUUCGAUGAUGUGCCGGCAGUCCAGUUAAACCUGGUUGAAGAAGGUUCCAGCACGUCCCCAGCAACCGUCUCCAAAGUCCAAGGUACUUCCCUUUCUUCAUCUACAUCCGCAUCAACGUCCUCUGGCGGCUCCUCCGGUUCCCACUCCACAUCAUCUUCAUCCAUCACCGAUUUUUCUGGCGGUGAUUUAUUUAAUACGGGUGGCGGCCUCACAACCCACACAUCCACCUCAACCAUCACAUGCACCAAGCGCAUCAGAACCACUAUCGUCCACACAAAGGAUGGGCCAGUGGAAAGGGUGGAGGAGGUGAUGGAGGGAGGCCCUGAGUGCCAGGCCAUGGGUGACUUGGACUUUCCAGACAGCAGCCAUUCAUCCUCCUCCUCCUCCUCCUCCUCCUCCUCCUCCUCUUCCUCUAUGUCAACCAUGACAAGCAACAGCCACUCUGGUGGUGCCAAGGGGAGCCUCUUGGGUGAUUACAAAUCAAAUCCAUUUUCCGGGAUGGACCUCGGCGGGUUCAUGAUUGAUACCGGAGAAGAGGACGUUCCUGAUUUCCAAGCUCGGAGUGUGCAGAGCAGGCGCAUCCAGCGGGAGGCUGAUUAUGUAGGAAAAGAUUGCGUCCAAGCCUACCAGAAGCAUCUGCAAGGGGAAACGAACGGCCUGUUUAAGAUCAAACCGGGCGGCACAGACUCAACAGAGGUAGUGGAGGUUUACUGCCAGCAGGAGGGGCUAAUGGGAGGGUGGGUGUUAGUCCAGCAGAGAGAGAGCGGUACGAUCAGUUUCAACCGCACCUGGGCCGAAUACCGCAACGGGUUUGGCACGGUUGACGCUAAGGGCAAGGGGGAGUUCUGGCUAGGCAACCAGAACCUCCACCUGCUAACUAAUCAGGGUGAGACCAUGCUGAAGGUGGAGUUAGAGGAUUGGGAAGGGGGUGCAGCCAGUGCUGAGUACACCAUCAGGGUGGGCUCGGAGGAGGAGGGGUACCCGUUGCAUGUGUCCGGGUACACUGGGGAUGCUGGAGACUCUCUGGCGAUGCCCGGGUCUAAUAUGAGGUCUCAACUGGCCCCCAAUGGGAUGAAAUUUAGCACCUUUGAUAAAGACAAUGACAAGGCAGAGGAGAACUGUGCAGAGAUGUACGGGGGCGGGUGGUGGUACAACAACUGCCAGUCUGCUAACUUGAACGGGAUUUAUUAUAAGGGGACGUACGACCCGGAGCAAAACACGCCAUAUGGUGUUGAAAACGGCGUCGUCUGGGCGACCUAUAAAACAACCAGAUACAGCCAGAAAACUGUAAGGGUGUUUAUAAGAUCCACUGCUUUUUAACAGGAAGUUGAGUAACCUAACAAUCUAAAAUAUACACUUUGUAUUUCAACCUUCUUUUGUUGUUAAAUAACCGAAAGGGACAAAGAUACACGAGCAUGAAACGACUCCAAAGAGAAGCAAACACUGGAGCUUCACACAAAUAUUUGAGGCCAAAUAUCAAGGCUGGAUUCAGACCUUUAGACUGUUGACCUGUUCGUGAAUCAUUCCUCAGAUUUCAAAAUCAUUCCAAACAGUGUCAGUGUGUCGGGGUGGACAGUUGUGUUCUUUUCACCUUGUAAGCACAUCAUGUAAAUGUUAUUGACCUUUGUAAAGCGGUGUCUAACCCGUGUUCUUGGAACUACCUGAUGUUUCCACAGUGGAGAAAUUACAUCAAUCUGCACAAUCAAUAAAGAUACUAUGUUCACUUCA
This is a messenger RNA of Notolabrus celidotus (New Zealand spotty), 2369 nucleotides long. It is a transcript of the gene fga, whose product is annotated as fibrinogen alpha chain. Gene Ontology annotation, biological process: blood coagulation; platelet activation; protein polymerization. The record is from RefSeq and is a predicted model, not a curated record. The transcript has 7 exons. Lineage: Eukaryota; Metazoa; Chordata; Actinopteri; Labriformes; Labridae. The coding region runs from base 114 to 1961 and encodes 615 amino acids. Gene Ontology annotation, cellular component: fibrinogen complex. Gene Ontology annotation, molecular function: signaling receptor binding.